ACAGCCACAGCAGUGCAGGAUGCCAGCCACAUCUGUGACCUACACCACAGCUCAUGGCAGUGGCAGAUCCUUAACCCACAGGGAGAGGCCACAGAUCCAUCCUGCAUGUUGGAUACUAGUCAGAUUCGUUUCUGCUGCACCACAAUGGCAACUCCCAAUACCAUGUUUACAAAGCAUUUGCAGUUUCAUCUCCUGAAAAUAACUUUUGUCCUACAACCUGAAGUUCUUUGAGGCUCUAAGGGCUGACUUCUGAUGCCUUACAGUGUCCUGAAAGCGUCCUGUUUCCUUGUAUAACAUGGAUCGAGUCCUGUUUUUUGCAGGCACUGUGCUAUGUACUUUACAUACCUUGCCUCAUUUAAUCAUAUUAACCUAUUAAAUAGGUAAUAGAAAUAUCUCCAUUUUACAGAUGCAGAUCCUAAGACUCAUAAACUCAUAAACUCAUACUGAGUUGCCCACAGUAAAGCUAUGAGGUAAACAUAGUGCACGGGGUACAUGUGUGUCUACAGCACACCACCACACUGUGCUGUCUCCAGUUGAAAAACAAUGCUCAGUUUAUACCUGUAAGAGAGACUAAACAGCUCUUCACUUAUUUAUAAAAUAGUGAACCUUGCAGAUGUGCGCUGCCCACAGGCUGUAGCCACUGCCCUGGCUUUUACCACACGUACAGUUUAUAGAGUUCUCACACCUGACAACACUUCUGCCGUAGCAUUGUGACUGUCCGCAGGAGACGGUCUAUCUCUGCCUUCAGCUCAGUUUUUGGAAAUCAAAUACUGACUUUACAUGGAUGAAAUAAAAAGUCUGACUGGCAAAGUAUCCCUUUCUUCUUGACCAUCCUUUUUCCAGUCCCCUCUUGGACCAUAAGGGAUGGGCUGUUUCUUUGAGCUGCUGAUAUAUUCUGCUAGGCCACUCAGAAAUGAAAGCUGGGGAAGGAUGGAUUCACCUGUCUUAGUUGCCGGGACUUUAGCUAAGGUGUUCUGUGGAGGCCACUUCUAAUAGCUGAAUAUCCUUUUGCUUUAAAGUAUUUUAAUAUCUUGACUCUUGCUUGGAAGAAGGGUGAAACUGAUGUCUUUGUUGAUGAUGAUGGGAUUAUACCUUCCAGCUUCCAUUCUCAUGUGGUUAUUUGUUCUUCAAUCUUAAUCGCUUAAAAAAUCAGUUUCUGGGAAUUUCUGUCAUGGCUCAGCAAUAAUGAACCCGAUUAGUAUCCUUGUGGUUGCAGGUUUGAUCCCUGGCCUCGCUCAGUGGGUUAAGAAUCCAGCAUUGCCGUGAGCUUUGGUAUAGGUCGCAGACUCUGCGUUGUUGUGACUGUGGUGUAGACUGGCAGCUGUAGCUCUGAUUCAACCCCAGCCCAGGAACUUUCAUAUGCCUCAGGUGUAGCGCUAAAAAGAAAAAAAAAAUAAUAAUACGGUAAAACAGAAGUCCACAUUUUUCUUUUUUUUUGGUCUUUUUGCCUUUUCUAGGGCCGCUCCCACGGCAUGUGGAGGUUCCCAGGCUAGGGAUCGAAUCAGAGCCAUAGCCACUGGCCUACGCCAGAGCCACAACAACACUGGAUCCGAGCUGCGUCUGCAACCUACACCGCAGCUCACAGCAACACCAGAUCCUUAACCCACUGAGCAAGGCCAGGGAUUGAACCUGCAACCUCAUGGUUCCUAGUCAGAUUCGUUAACCACUGCGCCAUGAUGGGAACUAGCACAUUUUUCUUUUAAAAUAAGUUAGGAGUUAAUCACUAAAUUGAGAGGAACACCAUGAUUUUAAAAUCCUGAAGUGGAAGAUUUGGCUUGUAAAGUCCUACUGUGAGUAACUUUGCCUGCCCCCGCCACCCCCCUCCCUGCCUUCCUUCAAUGACAACAGCCUUAUCUUUUCCUGUUUAUUUACCUAGAUAGGAAAAGUAAUUGCAUUUUGACUAAAUUUCUCGUUUAAGCAAAUGCCAUCAAAGUGGCAUAAUCUCAGUCAGUGUUUCCCUCCUCACGUUUGUGUUGUCUCAUGAACUUGGCGUAUUUGGUAGCUUGUGGUCUGCUUAUUGCAAAUACCUCACUGCCAGUUAUAGAGAUAACAAAGAAACAGCCUCUGAAUUGCCCUUCAUGCAGAGCAAGUCUUUCUUUUGGAGCGAACUCUAACAGAGAUAAUAUCAGACAGCUCAAAGUAAGGAACUCAUCUCUCUUACUGAUGAUUAUAUUACAUGAAAGACCAAGGUAUGAUUUCAUACAUUACUCCCUUUCAUUCAUUGCUUAAAAAUCUACUUCAUACAACAUCUGAGAUGUUGCAGAUAUUUGUAUUCUAAGGACAGGGUUUUCUAAACAGUUUUUAAAAAACUAAUUUUUCUGUACAUAUUUGUAUAAGCAUCUAAGCCAUUUUUUCAUAAUGUCAACAAUGAGCCUAGAUCAAGUUUACCUGGGGUCAUCUUGAUCUCUUCUCCAUUUUCCUUUCCAGCCUUAAGGGACUUCUUUGUGAAGCAGGUACAGUGAGCAGUCUUUCAGAAGACCCUGUACCAUCAUCAUUACAGGAGAAUCUUUUCUUGGUACUUGAAAAAAAUAGAAACAGGGUGAAAGAGAUAAACGUGAUUGACUGGUACUGAACAGUUAUUUCUGCAGAUGGGUAGUCAUUAAAAAUUUCCCUCGGUCCUGCUGUGAGGGUUUCAAAUUAGAACUCCUGGGCCAGUUCCUUGCAAUUUUGUAUCCUAGUAUUUUAUCCAUGAAGGUGAGUUGUGUUCAGUGAAUACAAGCUUCUAAAUGAAAAGUAUAUGAUUAUGAGUUCCACUUAUGCCAGCAGACUUCCUUUAUAAUUCAAUGCCAUCAUCAAAUUGUAUUUCCGAGCUCCUCCCUUACCUGAUCUUUUUUCAUCUUGUCACCCUUCCUCCCUACCUCCGUUCCUCCCGCCUUCCUUCCGUCCAUCCAUCCAUCCAUCUAGCAAAUAUUUAUUGAGCACUUACUCUAUGUCAGGUGCCGAGAAUGAAAUAAAUACAAAGAACCCUGCCUUCAAGGGUGAAAGACAGUUAAACAAGCAAAUAAAAUGAUUAUAAGUUGGAUUGAGGUCUAUAAAAUAAAGAAACAAAUAUUUGCCGAGAGAGCAAAUAGUAGGAGUGUGUGUUGAUGCUUUAGGUAGGAUUGGGCAGGAACGCCCUCCCUGGGGAAGAAACGGGAAAUGUGUGAGAGGUCAUCUGAAAGGGGCCGGGGGGGGCGGGGGGGGAAGCCAGCCCUGGAAAGGAGUUCUCUGAGCUGUUCUUCUGUCCUUCCAACCCAGUCUUCCCAGAGGCUUCCGUAGGUGAACUUGGGCAGAGCCUCUUGCAUCUUCCACUUUGUCUUCCCCAUGGCGCUUCUCUCAGAAGCUCGGUGCAUCCAUACCUGUUAAGUGGAAAGGCCUUUUGGUAGCAUCUGACAUUUCCCAGAACGUGAGCAAACUGGCACUUGGGGAAAAGAGGGGAUAUGGAAAAGAAGGGUACUCUGGAGGAUACUUUUUGAGUUUCUUAACCACUUUCAUGAUAUUCAUUAAUUACCUCAUUGUAAGGCUUUCACUCAGCAUUCAAAGCAUAGUCGUAGUAAUUCCAGGUGGAUACCUUUAAAAAUCAAACUGUACAAGGAAAGACUUUUUUAACAAAUAAAGGGAGCCUUCAUUCUUGGGUGUUUUCCUGCUACUUUGGGGGACAUUAUUUAUGUACACUAUAUUACAUAUGGUUAUACAUAUUAUAAUAUGUUAUACAGUAGUGGUUCCCAGGCCUGACUUCACAUUGGUUUUUUGUGAGACUCUUUAAAAAUAUGGAAUUUAAAACCAUACCCUUGGAGAGUCUCAUUCAAUUAUUUGUUUGGGGAAAGAUUUUUGACGUUCAUUUUUUAAAAUACUCCUGUGUUGAUUUUAAGGAGAUGGAGUGAGGAGAAGGGUCCCCAGCUGCUUCUGAUAGGAAUACAGGUUUGGUACCAUGGGCUGGGAUCCUAAUGAAACAUUUGAAGGCUGGGUAAAUGCUUCCUAAAGUGUAUGUAGAAGGUAUUUCCUGGGUCACUGUGGUACUUGGCACAUAGUAAGUCCUCAUAUGUUUGAGUUCGCUGAGAAGAGCAAUGACUAUGAAAAGAAAAGAUAGAAGAAAAUGAUGUGCUUUGGGGGCAGUAAAACAUUUGAUAUCCAAAUAAAAUAAGAAUUCUGACUGUGAUGAAACAGUGGCUCUACUUUUCUUCAGCCGAGUUUCAGACAGGAUAAGUAAAACCUCUUAUCUCUUCUCUAACUUGUUUGACAUGGUGAUUGAAUUUUUCCUUCCAGAAAGAUUGCAAGGCCCAAAUUUAGUUAAAAAAAAAAAAAAAAAAAAAAAAAAGGAAAAAAAAAAAAGAGAAAAAGUUGGCUGUCACUUGGGUGUUUGAUAGUUUUAAGUUCCAUUUUAGUUAAGGGUGUCUUUGAAAAAAGGUCAGUAAAAAUUCUGAUGAGUCUAGUUGAUUUGCUGGAAUUUGGGUCAAGGAGUAGUAAUUAAGAUUUGAAAUGUAUUAGAGUACAGAUAGUGUUUUUAUUCUCUGUUCAUUGUUACAUUGUAAAAAAUAUUAUUUUUCCUUUUUCUCUGCUACCAAUUCUUAGUGUGUGUUUAAAUUUUAAGGUUUUUGUAUAUAUGGGUGUGUGAGUGUGUGUGUAUACAUGUACAUUUAUAUAUGUAUAUGCACUUAGGAUACACAUCUGAGAAGUACAGGUGUGAACAAGAGAGUUGCUUACAUAUUAUAGAUUAAUUAAUUUUAAACAUACUUAUUGAACAUCACCUUUGGACUGUUUAUUCUACUAGGUUCUAGGGAUACAAUGCUAAACCAAACAGACAUACUUCCCUUUCCUUAGAAGAUACUUGUUGAAUAAUUACAUGAUUAUUUGAGGGGCAGUAUUGCAGAAAUGUAUGUGAUGUUUUGUGAAUUUUGUAGAUGGUUUCAGAUGUGUAAGUCAAACUUUAUUCCAUUUGUUGGUGGGUUAUUUCAUUGCUAUGUUUUGGAAGAUUCCCCAAGAACACUAGUAAAAGAUAGAUAUUUCUGAAGUGCCAUGAAGAGGUUGAACACAUGCCCCUUAAAGGUAAUCUUAUUUAAACACUUACAUAAAUGGUCAAUGGAUAGCCUUCUUGGGAUGGUAGAUUGUCCAGGACAAAAUAUCAGGUGAUGUCAUUGGCUGAAUGUGCCAGGGGAGCAUUUGGCACCACAUUGUGUUCCUGCUGGAAUGGCUGGAAUUGAUACCAUUGGUUUCAUGGUCAACACUUGAGAGUCCGCAGAGGAUACAGAUUUUCCCUAUGUGUAAGCAUGUAAUAAAUCAGGGUUUCAGUUCUAAAACUUACCGGGUACCUUGUAACUUAAUGCAGCUUCAGAUAGUGUCCAAGGCGGGAGAGAGUACAGCUUGGUCUUUCAAAACAUAAUCCCUUAGCGGUCCUGAUAUAGUCAUUUCCUAUUCUCCCUAUUUUCUUUGAUCUUCCAAUUUCUUUAUCUUUUUUUUUUUUUCCACUUUGUUGCAUUUCCACUGGUUCUCUAGAUUGGCCAGCGUGCAUCCAAGAUAGACAGUUCUGACCACAAUCAUAAUCAUAAGAGCUGUUUUUUAAUUGAAAGCUUACUCUGUGUCAUAGACACUGUGCCAUAUGCAUUCCAUAUACUGUCUCCUUCAGUUCUAGCAGUAACUCCUGGCAUCACCAUUUAUAAUUUCCCCUUUCUCAGGUGGAGAAACUGGGGCAUGGAAUUUAGUAAAUUUGCACAAGGUCACAGAAUGGGUAAGUGAUUGGGAUUUGAACCUGAGUAAGUUUACAUUAGAGCCCUAUGCUCUCGAUUUUUAUGCUGUUCUGUGCUAGAGGCAGGAGAAGAGAGGUGUGAAGUAGGUUAGUAAGGAAAAUAGUCAAGCAUUGUAGUCAUCUGUUUACUCUAGUUCCCUGCACAAUACCCUGUACAUACAAAGUACUCAAUAACUAUUGUUAAUGAUUGCAGUUACUGCAUCAGGGACCUGGAUUCCCCCCACCCCCAUGUUUUCUAUUAAUUGGUCUUUAGGUUUUUACAAGUAAUCUACCUACUUUUACCCACUUCUCCCCACUUUGUCCCUUCUUGCCUCACUCCCACCCCCACCCCCACCCCCAGUAAAGAAUCAUCACCUCCUACCAGGACUAUUGCAGUGGCCAAUCUUUGCUUCUCCUCUAAGUGGUUCUCAAUAUAGCAGCCAGAGGGACCUUUCUAAAAAUUCAAAUCUGAGACCAUCACUUUCCUGCCUCCAACCUUCCAGUGGUUUCCCUGAUCAUCUUAGAACAGAAUCAGUGACCCUUCCUUGGCUUCCAAGAUCCUGACAGUCGUGUUCUAGCCAGUGCUUUAGUCUCAGAAAUGCCCUGGUUUCCCUUUCUCUCUCCUCCAGCCGCAGUGGAUCUUCCCUUUUAACUCCCCAUCUCAGGAUUCUUGUGAAUAUUGUUAAGACUGUUCAGAAGACUCUUCUCCCACACCCCCUCCAUACCUGGACCCUCUACCUACUACCUCCAGUCACAUCUAAGCCCAGAGGUCCCUGCCUAAGUCAAGCCUUUUCUGUCCCUUGCAUUUUAAGCUUUCCCAGAUCCUUGUAGCAGUUAUCACAAUCUCAUUAUUUAUUUGAGUGAUCAUUUAAUACACUAGACUGUAAACUCCAAGAAUUUACACAGUGCCUGGGAUAUAGUAGGUGUUCCAUCUGUAUGUAUUCAACAAAAGAAAAACGAAUGAAACAUGAACAAAGAAUAAACAGAGUCAGAAAUAGUUUGCCUGAGAGUCCUGCCUAGGUAUUUUCUCUUAUUAAAGGGAAAUUUUAAAAAAAUUCAUUACAGUGUGAAUUUUGAAGUUGAGAAUAGCUUAUAGAGAUUGCAUUGCAUUCCAACCAUUUACUUUGGAGACAGGCUCUUAGGCACAGAGAGGUGAAGUAAAUUGCCCAGGGGGCACAGCUAGUCCAUGUCAGUUGUCUUUGUUCUGACCUUUGCAUUGUAUGGGGAGAGAAACAGGCAUGUUUUCUUAACUCUGCCGGGCAGCUUUGGUGUGCUGUGUCUGUAGGAGCUGCAUCAGUAUUUGAUAAUAUCAGUGUUAUUAUGUCAUAAUUUUUAAACUGUCUUUUGAGAACAUGUUAUUGUCUUUUUUUCUUGUUGUAUAUCAGUGUGUUUAGGAUUUAGUUGGGUGACAGCCUAAGAAUACAUAGAGGUAUGGCCUAAAGAUGCCACAAGAGAUAGUGUCUGAGGGUAAGGAAUGCCUUUGGGAUCUCUAGGCUGUCAGCAGGAGAGCAUGUAAGCAAUCAGGCUCCAAUUCCAAAAAUGCCAGUACACGGAUGCAAAGCAGCUAGAGGUGUGUGGGGACCUGAGGCCGGAGAACUCCCCAGUUGCGAAGGGGUACAAGCCAUCCCAUAAGCCUCCUAGAUUAGGUAGUUCCUCUAAGUGUUAAAAAUUUACUGGUAGGUGAAAUUACCUGUGCUUUCACAACCUCUAACAACAUGCAGCUGCUGCAAGCCCCCGCUGCUGGUCCCUGCGCUCAGGAGGGCUAAGUAAGCAUACUGAGGUGUCGCCCAGGCUGCUGGGUUGGAUUUCUGGCAGUGCCUGGGUCCUCGCCUAGCCCCCUUUGCAGGGUGAGGCAGCGUUUUUUGUCCUGCAGGUACAGUAGGUACUGGAUUAAACAGGUCUGCCAUUGCAGACAGACACCAGGCACCGUUGUAGCACGAGCUGUGUUUGGAUUGGAGUUUCCAGGGCCUUAUCAGGAGCCACCCCUAGUGACACAGCCAGUGCCAGAACUAACUUUGACUUUCACUCUUCGCCAAGGGCUUGCAGAACACCUUAAAGGAAAAAAAAGAUGGAGGCGCUUAGAGUUCAGAUGUUCAUGCCCUGUUCCUUUGAAAGCUUGUAUCUGAAAACAAAACAUCCAAACAUCAGAAUCAUCUAUCUGGCAUAGAAAUGUAGAACAACUUUCAAAUCAACACUUUCAAAGAAAUGCUAAAAUGGAGAAAUGCAGUUCCGAGGAGCAUCCUGGGGCCUCCAAGCCUCCGAUAAGCUCCUCCAGUAUGACAUCACGCAUCUUGCUACGCCAGCAACUCAUGCGUGAGCAGAUGCAGGAGCAGGAACGCAGGGAGCAGCAGCAGAAGCUGCAGGCGGCCCAGUUCAUGCAACAGAGAGUGCCCGUGAGUCCGACACCAGCCAUAAACGUCAGCGUGCCUACCACACUCCCCUCCGCCACCCAGGUGCCCAUGGAAGUCCUUAAGGUGCAGACCCACCUCGAAAACCCCACCAAGUACCACAUACAGCAAGCCCAAAGGCAGCAGGUAAAGCAGUACCUUUCUACCACUUUAGCAAAUAAACAUGCCAACCAAGUCCUGAGCUUGCCAUGUCCAAACCAGCCUGGCGACCAUGUCAUGCCACCGGUGCCGGGGAGCAGCGCACCCAACAGCCCCAUGGCUAUGCUUACACUUAACUCCAACUGUGAAAAAGAGGGAUUUUAUAAGUUUGAAGAACAAAACAGGGCGGAGAGCGAAUGCCCAAGUAUGAACACGCAUUCACGAGCGUCGUGCAUGCAGAUGGAUGAUGUAAUCGAUGACAUCAUUAGCCUAGAAUCAAGUUAUAAUGAAGAAAUCCUGGGCUUGAUGGAUCCUGCCUUGCAAAUGGCGAAUACGUUACCCGUCUCUGGAAACUUGAUUGAUCUUUAUGGAAACCAAGGCCUGCCACCCCCAGGCCUCACCAUCAGCAACUCCUGUCCAGCUAACCUUCCCAACAUCAAAAGGGAGCUCACAGCAUGCAUUUUUCCCACAGAGUCUGAAGCGAGAGCGCUGGCCAAAGAGAGGCAAAAAAAGGACAAUCACAACUUGAUUGAACGAAGAAGAAGAUUUAACAUAAAUGACCGCAUUAAGGAACUAGGUACUUUGAUUCCCAAGUCAAAUGAUCCAGACAUGCGCUGGAACAAGGGAACCAUUUUAAAAGCCUCCGUGGAUUAUAUCCGAAAGUUGCAACGGGAACAGCAACGCGCAAAAGAGCUUGAAAACAGACAGAAGAAGCUGGAGCACGCCAAUCGGCAUUUGUUACUCAGAAUACAGGAACUUGAAAUGCAGGCUCGAGCUCAUGGACUUUCCCUCAUCCCAUCCACGGGUCUCUGCUCUCCAGAUUUGGUGAAUCGGAUCAUCAAGCAGGAACCUACCCUGGAGAACUGCAGCCAAGACCUCCUCCAGCAUCACGCAGACCUGACAUGUACAACCACCCUGGAUCUCACAGAUGGCACCAUCACCUUCAACAACAACCUCGGAACCGGGUCUGAGGGCAACCCAGCCUAUAGCGUCCCCACGAAAAUGGGAUCCAAACUGGAAGACAUCCUCAUGGAUGAUACUCUUUCUCCUGUUGGCAUAACUGACCCACUUCUUUCUUCGGUGUCCCCCGGAGCAUCCAAAACCAGCAGCCGAAGGAGCAGUAUGAGCAUGGAAGAAACCGAGCAUGCUUGCUAGCAAAUUCUCCCUGCUCUGCAUUCUCACAAACUGCUUCCUUUCUUGAUUAGCAGAUUUAAUAAUUUACCUGAAGGGGUUUUCUUGAUCAUUUUCCUUUAAUAUGAAAAAAAUUUUUUUUCAUGCUUUAUCAAUAGCCCAGGAUAUAUUUUAUUUUUAGAAUUUUGUGAAACAGACUUGUAUAUUCUAUUUUACAACUACAAAUGCCUCCAAAGUAUUGUACAGUCUUGUACAGUAUCUGUGACCUGAAUUCACCCCAGACUUUGGCUUUCAGAGCAAGAGGAUUUUUGCAUCUGAGAAAUUUCUGUCCAUUUUUAUUCAGGGUAAAUUUGGUUUGCGAUUUGUAUGCCUGUGACUUCCUUGGAAAUUAAAUGUAAAAUUUAAUUGAAAGAAUGUAAAGCAACCAAAAAAAAAAAAAAAAAAAGAGAGAGAGAGAGAGAGAGAAGGGGGAUGGGGAAGAAAAGAAGAAAAAGAAAUCCAUACUAACUCUUUUCCGUUUUGUAAAUGUAUUGAUUCAGGGGUACUGCCUUAAAGAUACAGUACCCUUUUAGCAUCAUUUAGUCUUUAUACUGCAAACUAUUUAAAGAAAUAGUAUAUUCCAUAAAAGAAAAAAAAAUGCAACCAUUUUCAUGUGGAUUGUCUGGUUAGAAGACAUAACUGAUACCUUAGGUGCAGCUGCAAUGGAAGGGAGAUUUAGACCAAGGCUCUGAAACAUGGGGUCACAUCUUGCUCUUGUUCACUCUGUGCUCUGUUACAAUUUUCCUCAUCAAUGAGUAUGAUUCAGUUUUUCAUAAGAUAUAUUUUAUUUCGAAGGGGAAAUUCAUGUCCUUUCAAAGUAAAAUGUUGAGGAGCACUGAAAGUUUUCCUUUUUUUUUCUCUUUGAUUUCGCUUUUGAUAAGAAAACCAAACUGGGCACAUUUCUAAUUGGCUUUACUAUUUUUAUUUUUAAAUUAUGUUGUAAUGUUCAUUUGAUUUGUACAGAUUCUUUAUUAUCAUCGUUCUUUUCAAUAUGUUUGUAUUAAUUUGUAAGAAUAUGCAUCUUUAAAUGGCAAGUUUUCAAUAUUUUUACAACUCACUGGUGGUUUUCCGCAUUCUUUGUACACACAUGAAAGAAAACUUUUAUGCAAGGUCUUGCGUUUAAAGAGAGCUUUGUGAAUAUUUUGUAUAUUUCAAUCUCACGCAGAACCGUUUUUCCACACAUUUAAGGUGUAGUCUUAAUAGGUUAAAACCGGCUUUCUAGAGAGACAACUUACAUAUUUAUUUUUUAGUGAUAUAAAACUAGCAAUAUUCUUGGAGACUGAUAACCAUAGCGUUAAUAUGCCUGUUAUGGUCAUUUCAAUUGGGGUUUAUUUCAGCAAACCUGCUGAAUUUUUUUUUUUAAAGAGAGAAAUACUGUAUUGGCAAAUUACUGUUACUUGAUAACAAUGUUUUAACAAGCAGCAAUGUUGUAAAGUUAGUUUCAGUGCAUUAUCUACUUGUAUAGUCCUAUGCAAUAACAGUAGUGUUACAUAUAUUCUAUUCAGGCCUAGAUGUUUUAUACAGAUGACAUAUAGUGUUAAGAGGCAGGCCGUUGAAUGGAAUUUCUCAGUGGCAGCCUACAGUUGAAUAGCAAGCAGCGUAAAGCAUAUCCAUUCAGAAUGAAGUGCCUUAAAUAUAGCAGUAGUCUUUAGCACUGACUGAACUGUAAUGUAGGAGAAAGUUUCAAGAUGGUAUCUAUAAUCAAGAGGAACAUGUAGCAUGGUGCCUACGUAGACAUUAUAAGAGCUUCCAAUUUUCCUUCAGAUAUUUUUAAUAUGAAAUAUAUUUUAGUGACAGAGUGCCAACUUCUUUCAUCAGGAAACUUUAUUCAGGAGGGUUUUUUUCUUUCUUUUUUGUUAAGAAAAACAGUUUAAAUGUCAAAUGUGAAUUGGAGAUGGGUGUUGGAGGGCUCAGAGAGAAGGAGUGAUUGUCAGAUGUAUGAACGGAUGGCAUACGUGGAAAUAAUCAACUGCAUAGUUCCCAUGGACAUUGCGCAAUGAGAAUUCCUGGAAACAUUGAUGAUGCUAUCAGUUUUAUAGCUUUAUGACUCAAGGGGGUAGGGAAAAUUAGUUCCCAUUCUUUCAACCCCCUUAAUUGUAUAACUCUUUUCCUAGAAUAGUGAUGCGAAUCUGCAUGAACAGCUAAUUGUACCAUAGUGUUCAUUGAUACAAUCAUAGCAUUGUCUGUUUUUCUCUUCAUAUUUAUAUGGGGGGAGGGGAGCCAGGCACAGAAGUCGAAGAUUGCGAUGGUCUGAUACUAGUUUUCUAUAGCUGAUUUUGAGAGGUCUUAAGCAACAGAGCAAGGUUGACUCACCUAUGGCCCAGGGAAUUUGGCUGGGUUAAGCCACCCUUUAGAAGGCCUUGUUGAAAGAAAGCAUGGCAUCUUGUACCACUUGCCCGGACUCUCGCAACUCCUGAGCUCAACAUCGCCUGCUUCCCUAUCCCCUUCUUCUUGAGAGACAAUUUCUGGGAGGAGACAAGUGAGCAAGCUCAGGAGAAUGCUGCAACCUCGGGAGUGGUUUUAUUUAUUUCUUUUUUGCCAAAUAGAGUGUGGAUGUGUUCUAGGGACUAGCUAAGCCAAAAGGCGGUGGUUUGGGCUCACUGUAUGUGACAAGGAAAAUGGUCCACACCACUCCCCCCACCCCUGGGUGCGGAAUUGUGACUCAGGGUUGGGCCUCCACAUGGAGUGACCAAAAUGCCAAACUUGUCCACCCGCCUCUGGGUAAGGCAAUGGAAAUACCAAACCUUCUGACUUUGCCAAAAACCAUGCAACCAACCUGGUCAUACAUAGGAUGACAAAAUUCUUUCUGGUUGUUUUAAAAAUAAUAAAGCAAUAAGAACAAAUAAGAUACAUAGGAAAUUAAAAGAUGUAAAAUAAAGCACAAAGGAAUGCACUUAUUAAUUUUUUUAAAAGAUGCACUGGGAAAAAGAUGUUGAUAACAGUAUAUAAAAAAAAACCCCUGUUUCUUGAAAAAAAAAAAUGACAAAUGACUGUCUCUUGCGGACGCUUGGUACUGUAAUGUUAAUACUAGUCACCUGCUGUUGGAUGCAGCAAUAAUUUCUGUGUGGUCCAUAGCACUGUAUAUUAUGGAUCGAUAUUAAUGUAUCCAAUGAAAUAAUUGAACUGUUGUUCUUGAUAGCCUCAUUAAAGCAUUUGGUUUUUCA
Molecule: messenger RNA, 12581 nt
Organism: Sus scrofa (pig)
Lineage: Eukaryota; Metazoa; Chordata; Mammalia; Artiodactyla; Suidae
Source: RefSeq, a predicted model, not a curated record